AUGCACUCCGAGGAGCGAGGUGCCUCUUCUCGCCAGCGCGCAGCGAAGCGCGCGUGGAAGCAGCAACGCCGCCACACGAAGGGACAUCGAGAGAGCCACAGCAGGCUUCGAGAGCACAAGGAGACGGAAACGAUGUCCAGAGGAAGAAGGAAACUCACGAGAUUCGCGAGAAGACACGGUGACAGAGACUCCAAGAGAGAAGAAGAAGAAGAAGAAGAAGAAGAAGAAGAAGAAGAAGAAGAAGAAGAAGAAGAAGAAGAAGAAGAAGAAGAAGAAGAAGAAGAAGAAGAAGAAGAAGAAGAAGAAGAAGAAGAAGAAGAAGAAGAAGAAGAAGAAGAAGAAGAAGAAGAAGAAGAAGAAGAAGAAGAAGAAGAAGAAGAAGAGUGUUGGUCUGCUGUGGACGAAGAAGGUGAAGCAGGAGAGUCCGGCUGCAGAGAGGAAGAGAGAAAAGUGAAGGGAGAGAGAGACCCUUCUGCAGAGGACGUUCGCCGCAUUGGAAGUUCGCGGACAAGUGAAACAAACUGGUUUUCUGAGGUUGCUGGAGACCCGAAGAAACGCGCAGUUCGAGGGACAGACCAGCAGCGAGAGCGAGACAUUGUGGAGCCGGGAGUCGCCAGGACAACGGCUGACGAUAGUGGAGAUGCAUGGGUCAUCGCGAAAAGCGCGUCCGUCGAAUACGAGUAA
Toxoplasma gondii ME49 is the source of this 684-nucleotide messenger RNA. RefSeq lists its product as hypothetical. Lineage: Eukaryota; Apicomplexa; Conoidasida; Eucoccidiorida; Sarcocystidae. The record is from RefSeq and is a predicted model, not a curated record. The transcript has a single exon. Bases 1 to 684 code for a protein of 227 amino acids.